Molecule: messenger RNA, 2054 nt
Organism: Rhagoletis zephyria (snowberry fruit fly)
Lineage: Eukaryota; Metazoa; Arthropoda; Insecta; Diptera; Tephritidae
Gene: RhoGAP5A
Product: Rho GTPase activating protein at 5A
Biological process (GO): signal transduction; regulation of GTPase activity
Molecular function (GO): GTPase activator activity
Source: RefSeq, a predicted model, not a curated record
UUUUCUGCUAUUAGUUUGUAUCAGCAACUUUAUUACGAUUUCCAAAAUUGCAACUUUCUUCGAAAGUGCAAUGAGCAAAAAAAUUUGUGGAAAAUGAUUCAUUUUAGCAGUAAAAACUGAGUUUUGACAGCUAAAAUAGCUUAGCGCAAUGUCGCGACCAUCGCUCACAUCUGCCGAGCCCAGUUCGCCCGUGCAAAAAGUAUGGAAGCCAGAAUUGUAUAAAAUACAAUUAGAAGCGCCUACGCCCAAACCCUUCCGCCGUACUCGUCCUUUGCCUUCGAAUAAUAUCAACAAUGAACCGCAUUGUUAUGGCACAGAAUAUUAUGGUGUAAUGGGCCAUCUUGACGCAGAGCAGCUCUUGUCCAAUAAGCCAGAUGGCACAUAUCUACUGCGUCGAAGUCCAAAUGCUGUAAACUAUUUCACGUUGAGUGUGCGUUUCAAUAAUCGCACCAAGCAUUUCAAGAUUUACUACACGCGUGGUAAAGGUCAUUAUCUACAAGAGCAGUCCAAGCACUACGAUACAAUUCAUGACCUGGUAGCCGAUGGAUUAGUCAAUUUCUAUAUGCAAUUACAUGCUGCACCGAUUAUACUCCAAAUCAAUCAGCAGACCCGCCAUUGUUAUCAGCAGAGCCCCUAUAUGACGCUUAACCGGCGCAAGUUGAGAGCGCUUUCGCAUGAGCUGGGCAAAUCAAUUGUCGCUGCGAAAGUUAAUAGUGAAGCAGAACAGAAUGCAAACUCUGAGAUCAACGGCAUCACGACGAGUAAAGCUCCAACGCAGAACAAUGAAAUAUCUACAACAACAAAAGAUUCAAAUGACACAGCCGACACCAUACUGCCGCUCGUUUAUGAGAAGGCGCACACUUUCAAGGUGCACAAUUUCAAAGGACUUAAUUGGUGCGAGUUUUGCGCGAACUUCCUGUGGGGUUUCACCGCACAGGGCAUGAAAUGUGAGGCAUGUGGGUUUAUGGCACAUUUCAAGUGCGCAGAGCUGGUGCCGUCUAAAUGUGUGCCAGAUAUGAAGCGUAUACGCGGCGUAUUUGGCACCGAUUUGACGACAGUGGUGCAGCUAUACCAAAGCAGUAUACCAUUUGUGGUGCGGCGGUGUGUGGAAGAGGUCGAGGCGCGUGGCAUGCUGCAGGAAGGUAUUUAUCGUGUCUCCGGAUUUGCCGAUGAAAUAGAUGCACUCAAGUUGGCUUUAGAUCGCGAUGGUGAGAAAACUGAUAUGUCGGAGGCGGCCUAUGGCAAUGUGAAUGUAAUAGCAGGCACGUUGAAGCUCUAUUUACGCCUGCUGCCCGUGCCGCUUAUCACAUUCCAAGCGUAUCCGAGCUUUAUGCAAGCAGCAAGGAGCCCGAACACUGUCGAGCAGAUAAGAAAUAUGAAUGAAGCGGCCAAGCGCUUGCCGCCAGCUCAUUAUAGUUGCCUGAAAUUCACGGCAGAGCAUUUAAAGAGAGUUGCUUCUCAUUACGCGGCCAACAAAAUGAAUGAACACAACUUGGCCACGGUAUUUGCGCCCACAUUAAUUGCUACUCCACAGCAUAUGACAAAUUUAACGGAAGAGAUUUUCAUGCUAUCUACGCUAAUUGCAAACUGUGCAGAUAUUUUCAUUUAGUCACCGAGUUCUAUACACAGAAAAACCUUUGUAGGUCUAAUAUUAAGGGGAGGCGAAUUGAGGGAAAGUGCAACCAGUGGCUCAAAGCAGGCAAAAGCUCAGAUUUUAGACAAAAAUUAGAAAUUGAAAUAUUUCCUCUGAUAAUUUACUAAUUCGUUUUAAGCAGCAGACACGAGUGUAUGCCGUAAACACGAAUUUAUGAUGAGAAAUUAAGAAAUUAGUUGUCGAAUAUUUAAAACAAAUUUUACACAUUCUAAAAUUUCAUACAACUUUUUUUUUAUCUAAAACCAAAGUAUUUUUUACGUAGUAAUAAUAAAAAACCAACUUAUGAUAUGCAUUUACAAACAAAUGAUGCCUUGUAAUUAAAAAUGGCAAUUGUGCUAAUCGUUUUGAAUAUUAAAAAACUAUACGGUUCAUUUGCACUUGAUGGAAUAUUUUCGCAUAA